AUGCCGGAAGAAAUCACAGGGUCGCGUAGGACAGAGGAGCCGCAGCCGCAGACAUGUGUCGAUAUCGUUGAAAAGGGUUUCGGGCCAUAUGACUGGAUCUACUGUCUCUAUCCGGGAUGCCAAUCACGGGGGUUUCAACAAGGCAUAGACCUCGAGGAACACUACAAAGCCGCGCACACACCAUCUGCCAACACGCCGAGCGAUCAGGAGUCGGCGACACCUGUGGCCGUUGACCCGUUUGACCGACUCGAGGUCUUUCUUGAAACCCUACAGGGAAGCGCGGAUAUCGAGAAGCCAGUCGAUGCGGAGAGCGGCAAGAGUACGGAAUCUUUACAGAAACCAAUCAAGCGCACGAAGCGAACUGGCUGGAGAUGGAGAUGCGCAACUUGCGCACAGCUUAUUGAUCUCAAUACCUACGGCUAUGUCUGCCCAUUCUGCAAAAAGAGCCGCGGGUUUACUUGA
Pochonia chlamydosporia 170 is the source of this 462-nucleotide messenger RNA. RefSeq lists its product as hypothetical. Bases 1 to 462 code for a protein of 153 amino acids. The transcript is spliced from 2 exons. Lineage: Eukaryota; Fungi; Ascomycota; Sordariomycetes; Hypocreales; Clavicipitaceae. The record is from RefSeq and is a predicted model, not a curated record.